AUGUCUUUUGAUCCAAACAUCAACGCUCCUGGUUUCCUUUUUCCAAAAUCCCAGAAAUCCACCAGCAACACAACACUAACGACAUCUCUCCGUAGACGUCGACUCAUAGCGUGUUUACUGCUUGCGCUACCAUUGAUCCUCAUCUCUCUUCUCAAAUCAUCGGCUGUUACAAAUCCAGCUAUCUGGAGUCUCACGCCACUCCUCAAAUCUAUACUCGACACCGACGACAUGAGUACCCUUGAUACCAAUCCUGGAUCAAACAACGCAGAAGGAUGGCAUACGCGUGCUACCGAAUCGACUUCCGUUACGGCAUCUUCCUUCGACCCCAAGGCAGAAGAUCUCCUCGCAACGUUUUUCUAUAGCACAAAAGGCUCGGGAGAUGGCUUCACGAUGGCGUUGAUGAAACCUAAUAUAGCAGUCGAUGCCGCUGGAAGAAUCCUGACUCUAUCCUCUGGCGACUUUGUGGGGUUGCAAGAAGUAGUAGAUGCUGUUAAACCUCUACCUCAGACAGACGAGUGGAGAGGGCAAUGGAGAAUCAAACAAGACAGGACUUGCUUUGGGUUCGAUAGGAUCCAAAUUCCUGGCCAGCCGGAGAUAAGUAUAUACGGAUGGGUGAAACCCAAGGAAGGAAUGGCUUUGGAGCUCGAGUCACCGGCUAAAGGAUUUACGCAUCUCCCUCAAGAACUAGGAAUGUUGGUGAAAUUGGCGAGAGAAGCAAGGGAAGGCUUUACCAGGGAUCAACGAGAAGAGAGUGUCGUUCAGAAGAUAUUAGCAUUUAAAGACGAGGCAAAAAGAUGGGAAGAAAGACACCGCACAGACGACAUCAUGGUAUAUACAGAUGGGUCAGGCUUCGAAGGCAAUAUAGGAGCAGCGGCGGUGCUUUACCGGAACGGCCAAAUGUCCCGACACCUCCAAUACCAUUUAGGCACAGACAAAGAACACACGGUGUACGAAGGAGAACUAGUGGGAAUCAUAUUAGGACUCCACCUCAUCAAAGGGAUAAAAGGCAGUAGACCCAAAGCAACCGUCAACCUCGACAACCAAGCGGCAAUAAUAUCAACACUCACCAACAAGCCGCAGCCAGGAGCCUAUCUGCUCGACGAGGUCAACCGCCUCGCAACGCAGACCCAAGAAAUGCCACUCAAGUUUACCUGGAUACCGGGCCACUCUGAUAUCCCUGGAAAUGACGAAGCCGAUGAACGAGCAAAGGAAGCUGCCCAAGGGACCUCCAGCGAAACCCGUCAAUUACCACCACUCCUCCGCAAACCCCUCCCCUUUAGUGUCUCGGCCCUCCGGCAAGACCUACGAGCACGAAUAGAAACGAAGCGCAGAGUCCACUGGGCCAAGUCCCCCAGAUACUACCGCCUCAACAACAUAGACCCUAAGCUCCCAUCGUCACACUUCAGGAAGUUAACACGUAACCUAUCACGCACAGAAACUAGCAUUCUCAUACAGUUACGUACAAAUCAUUUACCUCUGAAUGCACAUCUGCACCGCAUUAAAAAGAUCGAGCACCCAUUUUGCAGGUACUGCCAAGGCGAAACAAUAGAAGAUGUUAAUCACUUCCUAUUUGUAUGCCCCCAAUAUACGACGGCAAGACUCGACCUCCGACGCAAACUCGGGCGCCAAGUCCAACACCUCAAGACCCUCCUAGCCGCCCCAAAGGCCAUCAAGCACACGCUCGAGUAUAUACGGCAAACGAAAAGACUCCAAAACUACAUGAGCAGACUUGAAAACAAACAGAGGACAAGCGUGGGCAGGCCAACCAGACCAAACGGAGACCUAC
Messenger RNA from Acaulospora colombiana, 1786 nucleotides. NCBI's taxonomy places the organism in Eukaryota, Fungi, Glomeromycota, Glomeromycetes, Diversisporales, Acaulosporaceae. The record is from the annotation of a GenBank genome assembly.